Miscanthus lutarioriparius is the source of this 1320-nucleotide messenger RNA. NCBI's taxonomy places the organism in Eukaryota, Viridiplantae, Streptophyta, Magnoliopsida, Poales, Poaceae. The record is from the annotation of a GenBank genome assembly.
AUGAUGAACUGCUUGAUCUCUUGGAGCCCCCGCCUGCGUCUCUGCUACCACCGCGACGUGGAUCCGUCGUCCCCCUGCUGCAGCCCCUCCAGCUACGCCGCCCAGACCCAGAGCUCCGUCCACCUGCGCUGCAGCGGCGGCGUGGCGGCCGCGGGCGGCAGCGUCGUCAGCGGCGCCGGCACCACCACCACGACCACCCGCAAGUUCACGCUGGCGCAGCUGUCAGCGGCCACGGGCGGGUUCCGUGACUCCAACCUGGUGGGCGAGGGCGGGUUCGGCAGGGUGUACAGGGGCCGGCUGGACGAUGCGGCAGCCGGCGGCCUCGAGCUCGAGGUGGCCGUCAAGCAGCUUUGCCGCGGCGGCGCGCAGGGCAGCCGCGAGUUCCUGGUGGAGUGCAGCAUGCUGAUGAUGCUGCGCCACCCGAACCUGGUGUCCCUGGUGGGCUACUGCGCCGAGGCCCAGGAGCGGCUCCUCGUCUACGAGCUCCUCCCGCGGGGCAGCCUGGACGCUCACCUCUUCGUCUCCAAGUCCCUUGCCUGGGACGCCCGCGUGAAGGUCGCCGUUGGCGCCGCCCGCGGCCUCCGCUACCUCCACGAGGUGGUGGCGCCGCCGGUGAUCUACCGCGACCUCAAGUCGUCCAACAUCCUGCUGGGCGACGACCUGAGCCCCAAGCUGUCGGACUUUGGGCUCGCCAGGCUGGGCCCCGAGGGCGACGACACCCACGUGUCCACGCGCGUCAUGGGCACCUACGGUUACUGCGCGCCGGACUACGCCGUCACGGGGAAGCUCAGCGUCAAGUCCGACGUCUACAGCUUCGGCGUCCUGCUGCUGGAACUGCUCACGGGGCGAAGGGCCUUCGACGCCCACACUAACGCUACCGCUACUAGGGAUGAGUCAGAGGAGGAGGACGAGGAACGACAGCAGGAGCAGGAGCGGCGGCUGCUGGUGUGGGCACGGCCCCACCUGCAGCAGCUGCAGGGGCGGGGCAGGGGCAGGUGCCUGGAGGCGCUGGCGGACCCGGCGAUGCAGGGGCGGUACCCUCGCCGCGGACUCUACCAGGUGGCCGUCAUCGCCUCGCUCUGCCUGCACGACGAGCCCAACCUCCGCCCCACCAUGACCGACGUCACGCAGGCGCUGGAGCACGUGGCGUCGCAGCCCUGGAGGGUUGUUAGUUGUAGGGAUAGAGACGGCGAUCAGGAGGAGGCUGCCGGCGGCGGAUCAUCGAGAUGGGGACGGGGACGGGGACGGGGACGGGGACGGGGAGGCACUCCGCGCGCCUCCGCCGCCACUGCCGAUGACAGCUGGUCGUCCCGGCGGUAG